Spathaspora passalidarum NRRL Y-27907 is the source of this 791-nucleotide messenger RNA. RefSeq lists its product as uncharacterized. Lineage: Eukaryota; Fungi; Ascomycota; Pichiomycetes; Serinales; Debaryomycetaceae. The transcript has a single exon. The record is from RefSeq and is a predicted model, not a curated record. Bases 313 to 654 code for a protein of 113 amino acids.
CGAGACAACACUGGACAUGUUAGAGUUGCUUAUGAUUGCUCACAACUAGACAUAUACCCAGUAUACAAGGGUUGUGUUAACCCCCUUGAAAACAUGACACAUUAAUAACAAAGAAAAAAAUAAUUUUAUUAGCAACCAGUUUCAAACCAAAAUUUUAAACAAAGCUACAGUGGGAAUAAUUAAACUUCUAAACAGAAUGUUGACAUGCAGCAGAAAUCCAUAUAUAAACUUUGGAAACUGUCCAGUUUUUUUUCUAAACUAAAACCUAUUAUCCCAUUAACAUCUUAUUUUACACAACCACCUGUAUUUAACAUGACAGGGUUAGUUAUUGACUCCUCAGCCACAUCUAUAAGCACAGCGUUACCAAGCACAUAUGCUACAGCAACUGCGUCAUAUUUCACUGACUUACGAAGGGCAACAGUGAAUGGAUACAAGCAAGAAAACCAUGGUACUCUAGUUUCUGCAGGCCCAUCACAAAUAGUUGCCGUUGGCGACCUAUCCAACAGUGCUAUAGCCACUUCUUUAGAAACUGAAGAUUUAACAACACCAACACCAACAGCACAUAGCAUGGCCACGACUACAGUAGCCAACUACAAGAGUUUGAAAUAUGCAAUUUUACUUUCGGGUAUUGGUGCGUUGACUUUGGUUCUUUAAUGAUAUGUUUGCUUUUUAUCAGGGUUAAGUCGGUUUUAUGUUGGUUUAUAGUUUAAUGAUUUCAUUUCGUUUCUGGUUAUAUAUAUAUACUCAGUCUAAUAUUUAUUUGAUAGUUUUUAAUAGAGUGCUCAUCUAGG